AGGUCGCCAUAAAAGCUCAGACAAUAGUAGGCUUUUCAGUAGUGGAUAACAGUACACUGGACUGUCUUUCACAGGGGAGCAGUAUUUUAUAAGUAGUGACUUUUUGAGUUACCUGUUGAGGUCAAAGAUGUGUACAGGAGGUUGUGCCAAGUGCCUAGGCAUUACCCUAAUUCCUUUAGCCAUUUUAUGUGUACUGGCCAACAUUUUACUGUUUUUUCCUGCUGGAAAGGUUGCAGAAAGCAAUGAUCACAUAACGAGGGAAGUUUUCUACCUUGGUGGACUGGCGGGAUCUGGAGUGCUGAUGAUUUUUCCUGCGCUGGUAUUUUUGGGUAUGAAGAAAAAUGACUGCUGUGGGUGCUGUGGCAAUGAAAGCUGUGGCAAGAGAUUUGCAAGUUUUUCUUCCAUCCUCUUUGCUGCUGUUGGAUUUGUCGGAGCCGGCUAUAAUUUUAUUAUUUCUAUAGUGGCUAUCAAUAAAGGACCAAAAUGUUUUUUUGGAAAAGAUGGUCAGGCACCUGGGAUCUGGGAUUAUCCUUUUAGUGAUGGGAAUUACCUUGGAAACCAGACAUUAUGGAAUACAUGUCAAACAUAUACUAAUGGUGAUUUCAAAGUAAAUACAGAAACCACCAUAACCUGGAACCUGACCCUCUUCUCUAUGCUUCUGAUUAUGGGUGGGAUACAAGCUGUACUCUGUGCUGUACAAGCUAUCAAUGGAUUAAUAGGAACAAUCUGUGGAGAUUGCAAGUGCUGCGGGUGCUGCGGGAAUGAUGGACCUGUUUAACUCCUGGUGAUUUCUGAAUUACACGACUUGUGUGCCUAAUGUACAAAUAUCAUCAAGCAAAGAAAGUGGAGCUAGACUACAGAUGAAGAGCCUGUAUGACUCUGACUGAAUGUUGUAUUGUACAACACCAGAAAAUCUUGUGAUAUUGUAAACAAUGUAUUUGAUACUACAACUGUUACCCACUGUACCCGUAAAUCUCACUAUUAUCUGUUUUGCAUUAUUUAUUUUGCACUAGGACUGCCAUUGCCCAAAAAAAUGGCCUGUGCGCUACAUGAGGCUCUCAGCUUCCUCCGAUAUUGCUGGGCAACCUCUAGGCAGGUACUUUCCAAAAUUCUUGUCUGAACACGUACAUAUUAUACUUAACAUAAGCAUUAUAGCAACAUAAGAUUAUUUUUAAUAAAAGCUUAUUAAGUCUUA
Rana temporaria (common frog) is the source of this 1195-nucleotide messenger RNA. RefSeq names its product transmembrane 4 L6 family member 4-like. Gene Ontology annotation, cellular component: membrane. The coding region runs from base 128 to 778 and encodes 216 amino acids. The transcript has 5 exons. The record is from RefSeq and is a predicted model, not a curated record. NCBI's taxonomy places the organism in Eukaryota, Metazoa, Chordata, Amphibia, Anura, Ranidae.